AUGACAGACCGCAAACCACCUACUUCCUCCAACCUCACCCCAGCUUCCCCCACAAUGCCAGACUCAGAUUACACAGACGACGAGUCGGAAUAUGAUAGUCCAUCUUCAACAAGAGCCGUCAUAAUGGACGCGCUCCUCGCGCCAUUACGCGCACUGGUAUCGAAGUCCGCUCUACGCCUCUAUAUAAACGCAUUACUAUUCAUGGGCGCAACAACUCUCCUAGUCGGAAUCUCAACAAUCGCCUACGGAAUCUUUUACUUCAAUUUCAUUCCUACAAUCGGUCUCGAGCGUGAAGUCCACCUCCAAUUCGGCAACGGAAAUCCCUGGGGAACAGCAACCUUCGAAUCUGAAUUCAUUGCCCAACAACCCUACGACGUAACAGUAAUUCUCGAACUCCCCCGCACACCCUCAAACCUCGAGACAGGAAACUUCAUGCUAGAUUUAACCCUCUACGCCUCCCGUCCCGCAUCCGCAGUCUUGCCCAUUUCCUCGACCAUCGCGCCUAUUGCACAUGCGCGCAGACCGGCGCUGCUGACGUAUGCUUCGCCGCUUGUGGAUGUUGCGCAGCGGACAGCAAGGUUACCGUUUUAUGUUGUUGGGUGGAAGCGUGAGGCGGAGGUUUUGGAGGUUAGUAUUAUGGAGGAACUGGAGUUUGACAGGGGGAUGGGCAAUUUGCCGCAGAGUUUGAGGCUUGAGAUUCAGAGUGAUUUGAAGAUGCAGGUUUAUUUUGCUAAGGUUGAGUUUCGGGCUCGGUUGACUGGGUUAAGAUGGCUCAUGUACCGGUGGAAGAUUACUUCUUUCGUGGUCUUCGCCUCAUUAUUCUGGUUUGUCUCGGUUGGCUCUGCUAGCCUAACGUGGCUGGCUUUGACUUGGGUUUUGCAGCCUGCUACUAUACCCAAGACUGAGAUUAGUGAUGAACCGCAGGGUCUUGCUAAGGAUGAGUCUGAUGGUGAUAGUUCCUCGGGUGAGACUUUUAGAGUUAAGAAAGAGGAAGCGCCGGAAAGUAGCUUGGUUCAUAGUCUUCCUGCUGAGGAUGAAGCUGGCAUGGGAUCUGGGCUUGAAAGUGCAGAAGCUCGUGGAUUACAGAGACGGCGGAGUCAUUUGACACAGCAAGCAGAUUAA
This is a messenger RNA of Penicillium antarcticum, 1122 nucleotides long. Its product is annotated as seipin. NCBI's taxonomy places the organism in Eukaryota, Fungi, Ascomycota, Eurotiomycetes, Eurotiales, Aspergillaceae. The record is from RefSeq and is a predicted model, not a curated record. Gene Ontology annotation, cellular component: endoplasmic reticulum membrane. The transcript has 4 exons. Gene Ontology annotation, biological process: lipid droplet organization; lipid storage. The coding region runs from base 1 to 1122 and encodes 373 amino acids.